Molecule: messenger RNA, 1410 nt
Organism: Trifolium pratense (red clover)
Lineage: Eukaryota; Viridiplantae; Streptophyta; Magnoliopsida; Fabales; Fabaceae
Product: zinc finger CCCH domain-containing protein 14-like
Exons: 3
Coding region: 270-1169 (299 amino acids)
Molecular function (GO): mRNA binding; metal ion binding
Source: RefSeq, a predicted model, not a curated record
CACACCUAGUUACGACAAUAGCGCUGUAACAUUACAAAUUAAAUUACUCCCAGUUUUUAAUUCUUUUUUCUCUCUAUUUUUUCGCUCUCUUUAUCAUACCCACCGCCUUCAUCCUUAUUCUCUCUUUCAAAACCCCUCUUUUCUAUCUGCUAGGGUUAGGGUUAGGGUUUUACUCUCUUCCUUCUUCACCGAAUCUUCAUUAUCGAUCUCUCCCUUGUUGCCGGAAUCUUCUUCUCGUUCUUCCCAUUCUUCGUCCCGGAUCUCGAUCUAUGGAUAUUCGCAAAAGAGGAAGACCCGAACAUGGAUUCAACACCAAUGGUGGAUUCAAGAAAUCAAGACAAGAAAUGCAGUCCUUAUCAACUGGUGUAGGAAGCAAAUCGAAGCCAUGUACCAAGUUUUUCAGCACUUCUGGCUGCCCCUUUGGUGAGAGCUGCCACUUCUUGCACCAUGUUCCUGGUGGUUAUAAUGCUGCUGCCCAGAUGAUGAAUCUAACACCUGCAGCAGCACCUGCACCCAGAAAUGUUGCACCCCCACCACAUGUACCCAAUGGGUCCGCACCAUCUGCUGUUAAAAGCCGCAUAUGUAACAAGUUUAAUACUGCUGAAGGCUGCAAAUUUGGUGACAAAUGCCAUUUCGCCCACGGUGAAUGGGAACUUGGGAAGCCUGUUGCUCUGUCAUUUGAUGAUCACCGUGGCAUGGGACCACCCAACGUAGGUCGUUUUGGUGGCCAUCGGAUGGAGCCCCCUCCUGGUCCAACUACCAGCUUCGGGGCCAAUGCCACUGCCAAGAUCAGUGUAGAAGCUUCUCUGGCUGGAGCAAUCAUUGGUAAGGGUGGUGUGAACUCAAAACAGAUCUGUCGCCAAACUGGAGCCAAACUUGCAAUUCGAGAGCAUGAAGCUGAUCCAAAUCUUAGGAACAUUGAACUUGAGGGAACUUUUGAACAAAUUAAGGAUGCAAGUAACAUGGUGAAGGAUUUACUUUUGACCCUGCAAAUGUCUGCACCACCUAAAACAUCCCAAGGAGGAGAACGAGGAGGAGGCCCUGGUGGCGCCCCUGGUCAUCAUGGAAGCAAUUUUAAAACAAAACUGUGUGAGAAUUUUACAAAGGGAUCUUGCACUUUUGGAGAAAGAUGUCAUUUUGCACAUGGAGCUGCUGAUUUACGUAAAUGAAAACUUUACCUUAGUGAGGUGGCGCAUUAUCUUAUCAGUCAGGACUAUUUUUAUUAUUAUUGCUGUGCAAUGCUACUUAGGGCACUGACAGGACAUCUGAUGUUAAGAGUUUUGUUGUUUUUGUUUCCUUUAAAAUAGCAACAUUAGAUUUCCAAUUUAAAUUUUUCCCUUCAUUUAUGUAAUUGUAGUUGUGUUUUGUUUUCUCAUGCCUUACAGUGAUCUUAGUCACUGUCUUUUUAAA